Messenger RNA from Armigeres subalbatus, 3377 nucleotides. It is a transcript of the gene croc, whose product is annotated as fork head domain-containing protein crocodile. Lineage: Eukaryota; Metazoa; Arthropoda; Insecta; Diptera; Culicidae. The transcript has a single exon. The coding region runs from base 675 to 1925 and encodes 416 amino acids. Gene Ontology annotation, molecular function: RNA polymerase II cis-regulatory region sequence-specific DNA binding; DNA-binding transcription factor activity, RNA polymerase II-specific. The record is from RefSeq and is a predicted model, not a curated record. Gene Ontology annotation, biological process: cell differentiation; anatomical structure morphogenesis; regulation of transcription by RNA polymerase II.
CGUAGAAGUCUGUUUGUACUGCUGCUCGCUCACUGGUUGCUGCGCUUCGUUAAAUCAGUGUCGUCGCAGCAAGAAGUGAGGAAAAAUCAUCAUCAUCGUCGGUCCCGUUGUGCCUGGGCAUAUACGCUAAUCGGUCCCAACUGUUUUUGUAUAUUUUUGGACGUCCGAAUGUGUUGAUAUGUUAUUUUAUCGUUGGAACCCGUCGCUGCAAUAGCAAAGUUUUGCUCGCUCGCGCCGCCGUGUAUUUGUGGCGCCCAAUUCUCGAAACCAGGAACAUCCACGGCCAGAAGGCGAGCCACCAGUUAGUGUCGGUACCGCACCGAUGGUGGAUGUGUGUUUUUUGUUAUUUAUGAUAAUAAAGUGAAAUUUUGAUUGAAAACAAUGUCGGUGUGAUAUUUACCUUCGACCGUCUCGCCUUUUCCGUAAAUGCUCCGGGUUUUUAUUAUUAUUGGAAGCAAGACGAUUAGUGACAGUGCACGCGGAGUGAACCCUCGUCUGACCCACGGAGAAGAGUUUAACGAAAAAAAUAUUUGCACAAAUUUGUUGUGGAAGAUAAUAUUGUUCGGAAUAACAAAUUCAGUUGUUUAAAUUGAAAACAAACGUGGCAAGUGGACUGCGCGCGGGGGCACGCGACUUCUUUUGUGGCGAAUUGUUUACGGUGAAGAAGAACGAAGAUGCAUACUCUGUUUACGGAUCAGAAUACAUUCUCGCGGCAUUAUGGCCACACACAGCCGGGUUAUCCGACGAAUGCGGGAACCAUGGCUCCGGCUCAUCACUACACCUACGAUCAGUACUCACGGUACGCCUACGCCGGAUCAGCUUAUGGAUUGGCAGCUCCUCACCAGAACAAGGAGUUGGUGAAGCCGCCGUAUUCGUACAUUGCGUUGAUCGCGAUGGCCAUCGGUAGUUCACCAGAGAAAAAAGUCACUCUUAAUGGCAUCUAUCAAUACAUCAUGGAACGCUAUCCCUACUACCGGGAUAACAAACAAGGCUGGCAGAACUCCAUCAGACACAACCUAAGUCUGAACGAGUGUUUCGUAAAAGUUGCUCGCGAUGAUAAGAAGCCUGGCAAAGGAAGCUACUGGACGCUAGAUCCCGAUUCCCACAACAUGUUCGAUAACGGAUCGUUCCUCAGACGUAGACGAAGAUUCAAGAAAAAAGAUGCUCUCAAGGAAAAGGAGGAAAUGAUCAAGCGUCAAACGAUGAUGCUAGAAGACAAAAUGGGCGAUAUAAAACCCAUCAAGAUCAUGGGAUCGGGCCAUCAUCUGGAUGGCAAGCAAUUUACCCAUCAAUUCAAACGUGAACCAGGACUCGACCUCGCCACCCAAUGCAUGGUCAAAGACAGCCUCGCGCCAACCAUCCUCAACACCUGCCACGACACGUUAGCCACCCAGAUGAACCACCUGUCCGCCAGCGAUCAUGGAUUCUCGGUAGAUUCCCUGAUGAACGUCUACAGUCCAAGACUGCACCACACCUCCUAUCCGUAUCACUUCAACGAGGACAAUCUGGUGACGACCUCGAGCCAGUUACGUCACCAUCAUACCUCUGCCCACCAUCCCCCACCGCACGGUGGCUGGUACACUCCGGAAACGCCACCGGAAUCCAUCGGCAACACUUCCGGCGGUAGUGCAUCCACCCCCACAACCAUCCCCACAUCGGUGCACCCCUCCACGCACGGAUUCCGCGACAUGGUGUUCGAGCACAGUCAAACCAACUGCCAAAUGGAUACGGGCAGUCCCAGCAAUAGCAUUACCUCCGCCAGUCCACCGGUGAUUCCCGGAUCGGUAGCCAACAGCAGUGCGGCAGCGGCGGCGGCCGCCGCAGCAGCCGGACACCUCAGCGCAGCGGGAAAUCUGAGCCAUCUGGGCCACUACCGGUCACACGUUGGAUACUACCAGGAUUGCGGCAUCAAGUACGGCGUGUAAAGUGAUACCAAGUGUAAGGUACGGUGUUAGAUUGUAGGUAAUUAUUGUAGUUAAGUUGUUCGGAUGGAUCUCUCACGCUCUCUCGUGUGCUGAAGUGGUGCUGGAAGCUGGAAGUGAUGGUCGAUCACCGCUUGCCGUUUUUGUUUCGAUGGCUUUUCACGUGAAUAGCGUCGGGUAUUGUUCGCACUCCAGCUGGAGGAGCACUUUUCGCCGAAUUUGAGCAUCAGCGCUUGGCCUUGGGAAGAAUUCCACUUGCGGUGCAUUCUUUUGCGUGAGAACGGAAUGGCAGUUCUAUUAUUUUAUGAUUGAGCCGGUGCUUUUCGCAUUAGUUAGGUUAUUUAAGAAAAAACCACUCCGUAAUUGUUUUACCCAUUUACUCAAAAUUUUACUUAUCGUCGUCAGAAAUUUCACAGCUAUUAGAUUCUCAAAAAAAUAUUAUGCAGUAAAAUUUCUAAUUAAAACCAACGUGUUGAGUUCUGGAAAAUUGUUUUCUCAUUCGAAAUUAAAUCGGAAAAAUAUCGAUUCCAUCCAUGUACAACUUUCGCAAAACUUUCCAGACAUCCAGCAGCACCACCAUCUGAAUAUGCGUUGAGCCUGAGUAGAUCUGAAUCGAGUCAGAGAAGAAAAAGUCGAAUUUCAACGUUGGCGAAUUAUGUAUGUAUAGAUAUGGCAAAAAUCAAAUGACUGAAGAAGCGGCAGCGAAUUUAAUUUAUUUUCAACUCUCGAAACGUUCGCUGCCGCUGCUACGCCGCCGUAGUGAUAAUUUAGUAGAAGAGGAAUAACACUUCAAUUCGAGUACCGUCGUGCGGGGCUUCUUUUGAAAAAUCAGGGGCUACUUUGGACAUUUUAAAACAAGAAUUAUAACGAAAAUUACUAUAAAAUUGUCAUUAUCACCAAUCGGGUGUCUUGUUGAUAGUUGGACGGCAACUUUCUGUUACAAAUUUGGUAUUUUUUCCGUUUAGUUUUUUCAAAAAAUUAAAAAUCCAAAGUAGCCCCCGGAAUCAAAAGAAGCCCCGCACGACGGUAGGGGUUAUAUCUCAUUCCUAGCGACUAGUAGAGGAGUUUCGUUUUCGGCGUCCGACGGUUUACUCCAAGCGGUGAAGAGUUAAUAAUGUGUAUUAUAUAGACAAGAGUGUGGUAGAGAGGAAGCCGAAGAUUGCAAUAUGGAUGAUUCGUUACUAAAUGCUAUAACUGUUCCAACUUAGAAAUUUCAUUACUGAUCGAAUUGUAAAUGUUACGGUUGGACAUCGAGAAAAAAAAUAGAAGAAGUAUGAAUGAUUGUGUGUGAGGGGUUUGAAUGCUCAUUAUGCUACAAAGUAUACAUUUUAUUUUGUUCAAAUAAAUUUAGUUCCUGCAUUCUUGAGAUUCAUGUGUAUUUCCAUUGCUGUCAUGAAAUGAUAUUAUUAUAAGAUACACUGCGUUUAAUAAAUGAAUUCAAUAAUCCAUCAAAAC